Molecule: messenger RNA, 1149 nt
Organism: Rotaria socialis
Lineage: Eukaryota; Metazoa; Rotifera; Eurotatoria; Philodinida; Philodinidae
Source: the annotation of a GenBank genome assembly
AUGGAUUUCAUCAAUCGUUACCAUACAAAAUAUCAUAUUACAAAGACGAAGGAUGUCAAUUUUACAGAUAGGACAUCAACACAUGGAUUUCGUUUUGUGGAUAAGAAUGGUCAUAUAAAUAUAAGUUAUUUUUCACUUGGACGUGUAAAACAUAUCCAUUCAAAUUUCGUUUUAUUUAUAAUGCAAACGGACUGGUGGCUUGUAUUAAUAUUUGUUUUGCUUAGUUUUAUAAUAAGCUGGUUUUUCUUUGCAUUACUGUAUUUUCUUAUUUCCAUUGAGCACGGUGAUUUUGUAUUGAAAAACGAAGAACAGAAAUCAUUAGACAAUCAACUGAAUUCAACACGUUCAUAUUCAAAAAUAGAACGAGAAAAAUGCGUUCAAGAUGUACGCAAUUUUUUAAGCGCACUACUUUUUUCCAUUGAAACUCAACAUACAAUUGGUUAUGGUUCGAGAUAUAUAACAACAGAAUGUAUGGGUGGAAUACUUAUAUUGACUCUUCAAUCAUCACUUGGAUAUUUGCUACAAGUUAUUGUUACACAAAUUGUUUUCACUAAAUUAUCAAGACCGACCGGUAAAGGAAACUCACAGUUUAUUGUAUUUAGCAAUUAUGCGCUCAUCGCACUGCGAAAUAAUCAAUUGACUUUAACAUUUCGUAUAGUGAAUUUGUCUACUUCCCAAUUGAUUUUUGCAAGUGUUCGUUUAUUAAUGAUUCGUCAACGGCGAACACUUGAAGGUGAAAUUAUUCCUCAUCAAAUCUACGAUAUGGAAUUAGCACAUCUUUGCAAUGGUCAAUUAUUUUUUCCUCGGCCAACUAUUGUUGAACAUAUUAUUAAUUCGCGUAGUCCUCUCUAUGGCAUACAACGAUCAACAUUAGAAAAAGAACAUUUUGAAAUAAUUGCUAUUAUUGAAGGUUGCUUUGAUCAUACUGGAUUUUCAUGUCAUUAUCGUACAUCUUAUUUACCUAAUGAACUUUUAUGGGAUUAUGAAUUUUCACCUUGUAAUCCAACAUUGAGUGGAUAUGAUUACAAAAAGUUCAAUGAUAUACAAUUGAUUAGUCCUCAUCCGGUUAUGAAUUAUGAUGACGAUGAGUUGAAUGAUGUACGGACAUCCGAGAUAUCCCCUAGUUCGCCACAUUUAUAUGAUUUAUAG